AUGAUCCCCUUGGUGGUGCUCCUCUGCGGUUUCGUGGCAGAAGCCGGCACGGGAUGUUACGACGUGGAGACUCACCAGUGUGACUGCACAGUGACAGAAGCGCAGUGCCAUGCGCGGCAAGGAACCUGGACGGAUGGGUGCCGGUCCUGCGAUGCGGUGACCAACGAGCAGCAUCCUCAAUGCCAGAAGCAAUAUUCCUGGGGGUGCUUCGACACACCAAGCCAUGCCUGCGAGUGCACGAUUUCCGAGCGAGCCUGCGACCAGCUCCCGAACAAGACAUGGACCCACGAGUGCUGGUCAUGCUGCCACGGCUCUUCCUGGGGUUGUUUCGUGCCUGGAAACGGCCCUGAGUCUGGUUGCCACUGUGAUACCUACGAGGGCGCAUGUACGCUUGCGUUCCCCGAUGCCACCUGGUCGCACCAGUGCUUCGAGUGCGAGACGGACUCAGAGCGGGAGCAGAGCACUUCGGAGGCGAGCGAUGACGGCAUCGUGAUUGCCGUUGUUGUGUCGGUGUGCGUCACGUGUUUGCUGGCAGCUGCCGUUGUCGGGCUUUGCUGUCUCUACCGCCGGAUGUCGAAGCCGAAGCCUGUGAACGAACCGUACAACAGCCCUCAGUUCAAUGAGUCAGAUGUGGUGGUGGGCCGUGCCGUGCCCCCGGCAAACGGAGCUGCUGGUGCAAAGCAGACCGCUUGA
Molecule: messenger RNA, 693 nt
Organism: Symbiodinium pilosum
Lineage: Eukaryota; Dinophyceae; Suessiales; Symbiodiniaceae
Source: the annotation of a GenBank genome assembly